Messenger RNA from Ochotona curzoniae (black-lipped pika), 5000 nucleotides. RefSeq names its product family with sequence similarity 168 member B (gene FAM168B). NCBI's taxonomy places the organism in Eukaryota, Metazoa, Chordata, Mammalia, Lagomorpha, Ochotonidae. The coding region runs from base 138 to 746 and encodes 202 amino acids. The transcript has 7 exons. The record is from RefSeq and is a predicted model, not a curated record.
CGGCGGGCGGCUCGGCGGCGCUCGUCCUGUCCGCUGUGUCCAGCCGCUGCUGUGCUGCCGGCCGCGGGGACCGGUGCGCGCGGGCUCCCUGAGGUCCAGGCCGUCGCGGUGGGCGCGGGCGGCGCGUACUUGAAAUCAUGAAUCCUGUUUAUAGCCCUGGAUCUUCUGGGGUUCCCUAUGCAAAUGCCAAAGGAAUUGGUUAUCCAGCUGGUUUCCCCAUGGGCUACGCAGCAGCUGCUCCUGCCUACUCUCCCAACAUGUACCCUGGAGCGAAUCCUGCCUUCCAGACAGGUUACACUCCCGGCACACCUUACAAAGUGUCCUGUUCCCCUACCAGUGGGGCCGUGCCACCGUAUUCUUCCUCCCCCAACCCCUACCAGACGGCUGUGUAUCCCGUGCGAAGUGCCUACCCCCAGCAGAGCCCAUAUGCACAGUUUUCUUUAUUCUUCCCGCAGCAAGGCACCUACUACACGCAGCCGCUGUAUGCAGCACCCCCUCACGUCAUCCACCACACCACGGUGGUGCAGCCCAACGGCAUGCCAGCCACGGUGUACCCUGCUCCCAUCCCUCCUCCUAGAGGCAACGGGGUCACCAUGGGCAUGGUGGCUGGGACCACGAUGGCAAUGUCAGCAGGUACCUUGCUGACUGCUCAUUCCCCAACUCCCGUCGCUCCCCAUCCAGUCACUGUACCCACGUACCGGGCCCCAGGAACACCCACCUACAGCUACGUGCCCCCUCAGUGGUGAUCACCCUGCAAAUGUUUGAGGAACGAGCUGUGCAGUCACAUCAUUGGGGUUCCACAGCUGGUGCUGCAGGCCUUGAGCCUCCAACCAGGACUUUCUUCUCUAUGCUCUCGACACUUAGCUAAACUCGACUAUAUCCCGGCCCAGCAGGUCCCAGUGCCGUUAGUCUCCAACUAACUCUGUGGGUUGGUCUCAAAAGAAAAUCCUGUUUUGUGGACUGCCUGGCAAUUUUUUAGCUAACUGUAAUGAUAAAAAGGGAGUAUUAAUCUAUUCUGAAUCAUAUCUAGUUGAAUGCAUGUUUAAACAAACACAAAAACAAAGCUUGCUCAAUCUACCUGCAGUGACUGAUGCAAAACCAUCAUAUGCAAAAUCCAAAGGAAUGGAAACGUAUUUUACAACUUGUAUCACUAAUGCACUGUUGUAAUGUAUGCAGAGUCUUAAAGUUUUAAGUGUUAAAGUGAAUUUCUUCAUAGAGCAUCUGAAAUUCCUUAGAUGAUUCUUCAACCCUUUGGGGUUGAUGUGGGCUGCCAGUUAGGGGCAUGGACUUUUAAUUUUCAGCAACUCUUUGUUUGGCACUGACUGCACUGGUGGGAGCGGGUUACAGGGACAGGGAAAGGGGAGGCUGCAGUUGAUGGGGUGCAGCCAGUUAGCGUCUCUUUCCUUCCAGCUGGGCUUGGUGCGGUCACUGGGACAGGGGCAUGCGUAAGAUCAGCCCAAGAGAGUAGAGCGACAUGACAGGACAGUUAGGGGCGAGGGGGUGGUUUGUGUAUCAGCAAAAACAGUUUCCCUGCUAUCUAAAUUUUCCUUACAGAAGAAUGAGAAGAAUGAUGAAGUAUGCAUCUUCCUUGGAAAGUCCUGUGUAGAACUGAUUUGUUUCCCGGGGUGGAUGAUAGGUGGAAAACAACCAAGCUCGGAGGAGGUAUGGUCCUCUGCUUUAGUUAGCAUAGAAAAAUCAUUUCAUAUUUUUUUUCCCCCUGAGAAGCAUUUGACUCAGCUGAAAAUGUAGGCAUUUCUGUGCCCCCCUCACCCCUGCCAAAGAAGGGCAAAGGUUUCACCUGCCUGUAAUGAUGAAAGUUGUAUAUUCAAGAAUGAUUAAAAGGGAACAAAACUUGAUUUUAAAAUUCCUCAUGUCUUUUGUAGAGAGUCAGGGCCGUGGAUAACGUCCGAAAAUGUUGAAACCCGAACUUCUGAUGGCGACUUGUCCUCGGGGAUUGUCUGGAGGGGCUCCUGCAGAUGGGGCGAGGGAGGCAGGAGGGCUGGGGGCUGGCCUCCGAGCCUCAGCCAUCAUCUCUGCAGCUGGAGGCACUCGGUGCGAGGCAGGCACGGACAGCAAGGAGGGCCAGGCAGGGCCAGCUGCACCUGCCUGUUGCUGUGUAUUAGGGCAAGAGUUUUGAGCUUAUGAUCUGAACAUUGUACAUAAGAACUCCAAGAGCUUUUUGUUUUUUUCCCCCACUUUGUUUCUCCCGGAAUGUGCUGGAUUGGUAUGGAUAGGUGUGGGUGUCUGUUUUCAUUUAGGGUCGGGGUUGGGAAUGUGAGGACUUAUUUCCUUUUAGGGGUCUGUCAAGAGGGGGUGGGGGUCCAGCCUUUUCCACCCCAUUAUUGUGAGUGCUGGACCUCGGUUGGGAGGGGGUUCUGUGCUUCUGUGUCUGGCAGCUAGGUCAGGGCUCUGAUGCGGCGGGGGAGGCUGCCCACUGGCCUUCAGCCCCUCUGGCAAGUGGAACGCCUGACCACUGAGCCUUUGAUAACUUUAGUAUUUUUUUUUAUAUCAAGUACUCUUCAUAAUGUCCUUUUCCAUAUUUUUAUUUUAUAAGGAGUUUAGGAAUAUUUUUGCAUGGAUCAUUGUAAACAGAAGAUUCCUUAUUUCUAAUGACUAUUAACAUAGAAUGUUUACUGAUGAGUACUUUAAAUUGCUUCUUGAGCACUUACCCCGUAUGUGUAGGGAGGGAGGGCAGAAAAGGGCAGACGUUCACCCCAGGCGCCACACAGUUGGUCCGUUUCUUUGAGUCUGUGUGGAUGAUUGAUUCCAUCCGUAGAGUAGAUGGUUUGCAAUAUCCAAAGAUCCUACGGGUUCCACGUCUCAGCUGACUAACAGACAUCAGUUCUCCCAGCUGAGUGACAGUAGAUAGCAGAAAAUACUUAGAUCUUAGUGUGUGCUUUGAAAAAGUCCCACAUGACGACAGUGGAAGCUCACACACAGUAAGCAAUGCGCACACCGGCACACACACAGAGACUACCUGUUAGCCGUGGGUAACGUGACAGGCAGUCCUGUGCGCUGUCCUCAAGCUUUCUGAGACUCGGACCCAGGGCCAGUGGUUCCAUCAGCACAGAAUGAAAGAACACGUUAAAAGAAGAGCAGAGCGGGCUGUAUUGCCCUCCUAUUUACAUUCGCUUCUUAAAUAUUUCUCCCUGUAAAGUUUUUCUUUUAUCUUUUUUCCAUUUUGUGAAGUUGAGUUGGGACUAUCAGAUACGAUGUGUGUGUAUGUAUGUGGAGAUCUUGAAGCAGUGUCAGCUGUGGAAUGUACUGGUGUAAGACAGGUCCUGCAGAUCAGGGGAGACUCGGCUUCAGAACAGGAACCAGCCUGUCAGCGUGUAGUUUUAAUUAGUGUUCAGUCCCAACCAGAUGAAUUAAGGAAUAGAACUUGAGUCAGAAUCCUGUUUCACGGCUGUGUAGUUUGGUAUUGCAAGCAUACUGUGGAACAUUCUGAGAAAGUUCUGCUUUUUAUGUAGCAUCCCUAAUUUGAGAGUCCUUCCGCUGAGUCAUUGUUCUGUCUCCUCCUCUCCCCCAAGUCCUGAGAGGUGUUGCUUGGCUGCAAAGCUGCUGUUGCCCGGUGCCCCUAGAGCUUGUGUAGAUCCCGGCCGGGGGCUAAGUGGUCAGUGGGAAGUGACUACUAGUCUCUGGAGACUGCUGCCUCUGGGAUGUGAGGCCGCGUGCAGAACCAGAGCCGGGCAUGGAAGUAUUUCCAGAAUCUACCUUGUCUCCUGUGCUCCGUCACUGAAAAGCAUUCUGAAGGGUAUGGCUGUUGGCCUGCCAGUUGCUCCUCUGUGAAGCUGUGCUGUGCAAGUGUAGUAUUUUCCAGGAGCCUGGUGGUCCCUUCCCCAGCUGGGCCCCCAGCACCUUCCUCCAUCUGGCUGGGAAGUCCUGUGCAUGUGUCUCUUGGGGCACGUGAAAGGGCAAGCAGCUUGGAGUGUGCUCCCAGGGACAGGGUGCUCUGCCUGGGGGCUGCUGGUGAUAGGCUGGUGUAGACUGGCCAUGGCAACAUUGGGGUUGCUUUAGAAGAGGAAGUCAGACUUCUUCACUGGUCUUUUGUGAAAACAGUAUUACUAUAAACAGUUGGGCCAUCUCCUUAUUUGGAAGCUGACAGAUGUCUCUCAUUGUCAGCUUGGCGUUGCCAAGUAGGUCAGGCACUGCAGUGCAUGCACUGGCCAGUGGGCACAGCUGUGCAUGGUCCUUCUCUCUGGUGCUUCCUGAGGGGCCUCUCAAGAGGCAUGGUGGUUGGCUGGGGAGGGCAGGGCAGGGCCUGGCUCUACUCCAGCACAUCUUCCCGCGGUGUUGUCUCUGAGCCGUGACUCAGCCCCUCCUGAGCUGUCUGUAGGUUGCAGUUUCCAGUGUGCUACAGCUGAGAUGGGGAUGUGUGAUCAUUUCUGGUAGAAAAUGGGAAUUUGGUCUUGGGUGUUUCAGAGGGCUUGUCUCUUUUCCCCCUUUCGCACUCAUCUGAAGAACAGACACCCUGAGGGGCUGAAAUAUAGCUCAGUCACUUGCGCUGGUUAGCCCCAGGCUUCGUGACGGCCCCUCCUCCCUCACCGUGGCUUCUUCUUGCACCUUGUGCACACAAGUGGGCCCUGGGAUAGAGGAGCUGGGCCAGCUGUUUCAUUCUUCUGGCAGGCUGCCCCGGCUGGAGGAGGGGGCUGCAAGGAGCCUCAAGGGGUAGGAUUGGUCCCCCUCCCUUUUUUUUUUAAACAAUUUUUAAAUACUGUUUUUUACACCAUUUUCUUGGUACGUUUUUUAAGCUUCAGUCAGCAUUGUCUUCCAGUGUUAAGGCAUCCCUCGCCUCUGCAUUGAAUUCCGUGUCAGUACAAAGGAGUGGAACACCCAUCCUGAGCCAGUUCCAUUAGGGGAAAGUCAGACUCUUUCAAUUUUUUUAUGCAAUCUGAUGAGUAGAUGAGCUCAGAUUUAAAAUUCUUAAAAGCACGUUUAUUGUAACAAGAAUUGUUAUGUAUUAAUACUGCAGUUUUCAAUAAAGAUUGACUUGUGUUGCA